AUGCAACCUCAACAACAUCUAAACAUAGCUGACCUGCACUCAUUUGAUUUUAAUGACCACCUGAAUAUUGAGAAUAUCAGUAAUGACUGGUUAGAAUUCGUAUCUCCAACAUCCACAGCUGAUUCUCACAACUCCGAAACCAUCAGAAACGAGGACCCAAAGCUUCAAAUUUUGGAAUCCAAGGAUGUUCAAAAUGAAUUUAGAUUAGCAUGUCACUAUUGUCGAGUCAUGACUAGGUUCUAUAGCGUCAAAGACCCAGAAUGGAACUUUUACUCAAUGGUUAAUCAAGAAUUUGCGUACAGAUAUGAGCCUCUCAAAUUCAGUAUUCUUGCAUGGUCAUCUCUACAUUUGUCAAUUCAGGAAAAAUCUUCAACAAAAACAGCGCACAAAUAUUAUCAGCAAGCAUUAAAGUCAAUAAUGAACCAAAAUUUCCUGAAAAGUGAGAUUCCAUUAGAAAUUUUACUGGUUGGUUCUUUCUUUCUUUGUUUAUUUGAUAUAAUGGCCGGAAAUCUUCAUACAACAAACAUUUUAAGGCAUGUCUACGGUUCUUUGAAAAUUGGAUCGCUGUUUGAAAUGACCGUACAACAAACAUCUCUAAAAGAAUCAACUGGUUCUCUCAGCCCAUUCUCAUAUCAAAUUGUUACAUGGUUGAUCUAUCUAGAUAUCAGGUCUUCCCUAUUUGUUGGUAAUAUUCAGUUUCCCAACUACAUCACGUUUGAAGCAAAGAAGAAACAAAAUAAGCCGAAAAAUGGUGAUAUACAAUAUUUGUUGAGCUCUGAUGUUUAUGAGGAAAAAGUUGUUUCCAACAUUUUUGAUAAUUCAAGGAGUGUGCUAAGAAGUUCAUUUGGUGGGAGCUAUCCAAAUGAGGUUGAACAGUCUGAUAUUUUGCAAGAUCGUAUAUUGGUCUUAAUGAUGAAAAACAUGCUAAUGUUUGGAACUUUGAUUAGGCUCAAAAACUGGCUAGAUCAGUGUGGAAACUCAGUUGAAUUCAAUCCUCAAACCCUGAAAGCUAAAAUAAAUGACUUAUAUGAAGAAAAUAUCAAACUUUUAGAGAUUAAUGCAACGGAUAGAGUCUCACAGUUCCACAUUUCUAUUGAGAUGGCAUUGAUUCAUGCAAUACGUAUAUACUUUGAUAGAAUAUGCACACCAGAUAUAAGGACCAAUUUGGCUUGUCAAGAAACAGCUGAACAAAUCUUCAAGAUUGCAGUCUCUUUGAAAGCUUUGAGACCACAGGGAACUCCAGGAUCAAUUCAGUGGCCAUUUCCUUUGGUUAUAGCUGGUAUUGAAACAACAAACCCAAUAUACCAAAGUUGGAUACUCAGGGAAUUAGAAGAUUGUGAAAAGGAAGGAUGGGGGCUUUACGUUACAAAAAGCAAGAAUUUAUGUAUAGAAGUCAUGAAAAGACAAAAUGCUACAAAUCAAAGAGUGGAUGUUGGUGAAGCUAUGAAAGAGUUAUUUGAUGGUUAUUUUAUUGUCUAG
This is a messenger RNA of Hansenula anomala, 1479 nucleotides long. RefSeq lists its product as uncharacterized. Gene Ontology annotation, cellular component: nucleus. NCBI's taxonomy places the organism in Eukaryota, Fungi, Ascomycota, Saccharomycetes, Phaffomycetales, Wickerhamomycetaceae. The record is from RefSeq and is a predicted model, not a curated record. Gene Ontology annotation, biological process: positive regulation of transcription by RNA polymerase II. Gene Ontology annotation, molecular function: DNA-binding transcription factor activity; transcription cis-regulatory region binding. The transcript has a single exon. The coding region runs from base 1 to 1479 and encodes 492 amino acids.